AUGUGGUUCAAAACUAAGAUUUCCGCCCUCACGUUUGUGGAGAAAAGCUUGGAAGCCCGAGUGGGCCGGGAUGUGGAUUUUUGUUGCCAAGAAAAACGGCUCAUCACAGCUGAGUCGCCCAUCACUGCUCAGUUCGGGAGGGACGUCACCCUGAGCUGCCUCUUCCCGUCUCAGCCCAGGAUGAACCUCCAGCACCUGACCAUCACCUGGCAGAAGGAGCAGGUGGGGGCAGAGAUCCUGGUGGUUUAUAGUCACUAUUACGGGAGGGAGCAGCUGGCGAGACAGGACGAGGCUUAUACGAACCGGACCUGGCUGGAUCCAGAGGGGCUGGCUCGGGGGAACGCGUCCCUGAUGCUGAGGGGUGUCCGCACGCAGGAUGAGGGCAUCUAUCGCUGCCACGUCACCUCGGAGCAGGGCACAACUUCGGAGACGAGGCAGGUUACAGUGAUGGCACCCUACAGUGAGCCUCAUCUGACCCUUGACCCCACAUUUCGGCUGGGCCACACCCUCUUGACCUUCAGCUCGGGGGGCGGGUACCCCCGGGCAAGCGUGGAGUGGAGGGACGGGAUGGGAAUCAACCUGACAGAGCUCAGCAGUACCACAGAGUCCGUGGACAUCCGGGGCCUUUACACCCUGUGCAGCGAGCUGGCCGUGCCUGUGGGGCAGAGCACCAACCUCACCGUGCUCCUGGUGACAGCGCCCGGGCGGGAGACCCCCGUGCAGCACAUCACAGUGGCAGCAGGACCCGGACAGAGAUGUAGCCACGUCUGGCUGCUGGUGGCCUGUCUGGGCGCCGUGACCCUGUCUGUGAUACUGGCUGUGUGGAUCCUUGGCCCUCCCGGCCGUGGGACUUGUGGACGCUGCUCAGAGAGUCGCUUCGCCGGGACGAAGGAUGUGGAGCAUCCUUCACCCCAGAGCCAGCCGGGCCCUAGCACCUGCCCAGCCCUGGGUACACCCACCACUGGCCUCAGGGCUGAUCUCCCGGUGGCUCCCUCGCCUUCACGCCAAGGCUCUGUAGCCAGGAGCUAGGGGUCUCUAGAAUCGAUGGCCACACUUUAUAGCAAGGACAGUGCAGUUCUAUGGGCAGCACAGAGCCACUGCACCAGGGCUUGCUCUUGUCCCUGACCCCUGCGAUGGGAGAUCCCCCUGCGAGGCGGUUACUGACCCAUGUCAGUACAAUGGGGCUCAUACACUACAGCCCCCACUGGGGGCAACCUAACCCCGCUCACGCAGGGCAGUUCUUUGUCCCCCUCUAAUCACUGCCCCACAUCAGAGUGAUUAGUGAGACCCCUGCGGGGCUAGGGCCAGAGCCUCAAAGGUAUUUAUAGAACCCCGGACAUGUGGGGCUGGGAGGGCAGCCAGUCCAGCCCCCCGCACUGAGGCGGGACCAAGUAACCCUAGAGCAGCCCUGACAGGGGUUUGUCCAGCCUGGGCUUAGAAACCUCCAGUGGCGGGGAUCCCACAACCUGCCUUAGGCCUGGUCUACACUUCGGGGUUAGGUCGAAUUUAG
Messenger RNA from Terrapene triunguis (Three-toed box turtle), 1510 nucleotides. RefSeq names its product CD276 antigen-like. Lineage: Eukaryota; Metazoa; Chordata; Testudines; Emydidae. Bases 1 to 1029 code for a protein of 342 amino acids. The transcript is spliced from 4 exons. The record is from RefSeq and is a predicted model, not a curated record.